GCUGCGCAGGCUGCCGGGGAAAAUGGCUUUCCGCGGGGGCAGCGGAGCGUGGGGAGUGGGGCUGGGCGCGGGGCUGCUGCUCCUCCUCGCCCUGUGCCCCCGCGCUGCGCCCGAGCCCGGCGCCGAGAGGGAGCCCGGCGGUGAGGCGGUGCCGGAGGGUGCCUCUACCUUGGCGUUCGUGUUUGAUGUGACCGGCUCCAUGUACGACGACCUGGUGCAAGUUAUCGAGGGGGCAUCCAAGAUCCUGGAAACGUCGCUAAAAAGACCCAAGAGACCCCUUUACAACUUCGCGUUGGUGCCUUUCCACGAUCCAGAAAUUGGUCCAGUGACAAUAACCACAGAUCCCAAGAAAUUUCAAUUUGAACUCAGGGAACUUUAUGUUCAGGGUGGUGGAGACUGUCCAGAGAUGAGCAUCGGGGCAAUAAAGAUUGCUCUAGAAAUUUCUCUUCCCGGUUCUUUCAUCUAUGUAUUUACUGAUGCACGAUCCAAAGAUUAUAGACUUACCCAUGAAGUGCUCCAGCUCAUUCAACAGAAACAAUCACAGGUAGUGUUUGUGCUGACUGGAGACUGUGAUGACAGGGAGCAUAUUGGUUACAAGGUCUAUGAAGAAAUCGCCUCAACGAGUUCUGGUCAAGUUUUUCACCUGGACAAAAAACAAGUUAAUGAGGUGUUAAAAUGGGUUGAAGAAGCAGUUCAAGCCUCCAAAGUGCAUCUCUUGUCUACAGACCAUUUGACCAUGGCUGUAAAUACUUGGCAGAUCCCUUUUGAUCCAAGUCUGAAAGAGGUUACAGUGUCCCUGAGUGGUCUUUCACCAGCAAUUGAAAUUCAUGAUCCAUUAGGCAAGCAGAUCAGUAAAGGAUCAGGACUGAAUGAAUUGCUGAAUAUCCACAACUCUGCAAAGGUAGUAAAUGUUAAAGAUCCAGAGCCUGGAACAUGGACAAUUAAGACCUCGAGCAGUGGAAGGCACUCUGUUCGGAUCACAGGUCUCAGCACUAUUGACUUUCGAGCUGGGUUUUCUAGGAAGCCAACAUUAGACUUUAAAAAAACAUCCAGCAGACCAGUGCAAGGGAUUCCUACCUUCGUGCUGCUAAAUACCACGGGGAUCUUUCUUCCAGCUAGAGUAGACCGACUGGAACUUCUGAGUAUUACAGGGGAGCUCCUUAAAACCUUGCCUGUGAAAUACUAUCCUGACAGAAAGCCCUAUGGACUGUGGAAUAUUUCUGACUUCAUUCCACCAGAUGAAGCUUUUUUUGUUAAAAUAACGGGCUAUGACAAGGAUGAUUAUCUUUUUCAGAGAGUUUCGAGUGUUUCAUUUUCUAGCAUUACUCCUGAUGCUCCAAAAGUUACAAUGCCCACCAAGACUCCAGGAUAUUACCUGCAGCCAGGGUCUGUUCCUUGCCACGUAGAAAGUCUUAUACCUUUUACUCAGCGUUUUGCUAAAAAUGGACUUAAACUAGGAGUGGAUCAGUUCUUCAAAGAAUCAUCUAGUAUGAGUUGGGAAAUUGCUGAGGUCUCCUUGUCCGAUGAAGGCUUUUACGAAUGUUUGGCGACCAGCAGUGCAGGAACUGGACGAGCGCAGACAUUUCUGGAUGUAUCAGAGCCUCCACCCAUGAUUCAGGUUCCUAAUAACGUCACAGUUGUCCCUGGCGAAGGAGCCAUCUUGACCUGCCUAACUUUAAGCACGGUGCGUUACAACCUCACCUGGCAGAGAAAUGGCAGGAUGUGA
Messenger RNA from Grus americana (Whooping crane), 1726 nucleotides. RefSeq names its product hemicentin-1-like. Bases 23 to 1726 code for a protein of 567 amino acids. The transcript has 11 exons. Lineage: Eukaryota; Metazoa; Chordata; Aves; Gruiformes; Gruidae. The record is from RefSeq and is a predicted model, not a curated record.